Molecule: messenger RNA, 1486 nt
Organism: Epinephelus moara (kelp grouper)
Lineage: Eukaryota; Metazoa; Chordata; Actinopteri; Perciformes; Serranidae
Gene: star
Product: steroidogenic acute regulatory protein
Exons: 7
Coding region: 129-986 (285 amino acids)
Biological process (GO): intracellular cholesterol transport; regulation of steroid biosynthetic process; steroid biosynthetic process
Cellular component (GO): mitochondrion; mitochondrial intermembrane space
Molecular function (GO): cholesterol binding; cholesterol transfer activity
Source: RefSeq, a predicted model, not a curated record
CAGAACUCUCAGCUGUUGGUUUACUUCUUUCAAGAAGUUUUGCAGCUCAGCCAAAUAUUGAAUCUUUGUGAUCUACUUGCUUAAAGUUUCCUAGUUCUCUUAAAGGUGCAAGAAACUCCUGUAACAAAAUGCUGCCUGCAACCUUCAAACUGUGCGCUGGCAUCUCCUAUCGGCAUAUGAGGAACAUGACAGGCCUGAGGAAGAACGCCUUGGUGGCCAUUCACCAUGAGCUGAACAGACUGGUAGGUCCGGGCCCCAGUAACUGGAUCAGCCAAGUCCGCCGACGAAGCUCCCUCCUUAGUUCUCGGAUUGAGGAGCAGGGGUACAGCGAGGAAGAAAUGUCCUACGUGAAACAAGGUGAGAAUGCACUGCAGAAGGCCAUCAACAUCCUCGGUGAACAGGACGGCUGGACCAUUGAAACUGUAGCUGCAAAUGGAGACAAAGUCUUGAGUAAGGUGUUACCUGACAUCGGGAAGGUGUUCAAGCUGGAGGUGAUGCUAGAGCAACAUCCUGACACUCUUUAUGAAGAGCUGGUGGGAAAUAUGGAGCAAAUGGGGGAGUGGAACCCUAACGUCAAACAGGUCAAGAUCCUUCAAAAGAUCGGCCAGGACACAAUGGUUACCCAUGAGGUAUCUGCAGAGACGCCCGGCAAUGUGGUGGGACCAAGGGACUUCGUUAGUGUCCGCUGUGCCAAGCGCCGGGGCUCCACAUGCUUCUUGGCUGGAAUGUCCACUCAGCAUGCAAAAAUGCCUGAGCAAAGGGGUGUGGUGAGAGCGGAGAAUGGGCCUACCUGUAUAGUGAUGAAGCCCUGUGCUGAAGACCCUAAUAAGACCAAGUUCACCUGGUUACUAAGUAUAGAUCUUAAGGGAUGGAUCCCAAAAACAAUCAUCAACAAAGUGCUCUCUCAGACGCAGGUGGACUUUGCCAACCACCUCAGGCAAAGGAUGGCUAAUAAUGUUUCUAUGGAGAUGGCUCAUACCUGCUGACACAGGAUGCCUCUUGAGCUUUGGCACAGUGCGCUCAACAGUACCAGAGGAGCAACCCUGUGCUCAUUAAAAAAAGUCGUAGGCUACAAAUCUGCUUAUACCUGCUGAAACAGUAUGAAAAUCCAGAGUGUAUUAAGGAGAUCAGAGCAAGAUGACACUUGUUUGAGAUCUAAGGAAAACCUGAGCACAGAUGUUGGUUUCAAUUGGCAAAUGCAUGUUUCUCUUGCCCCUGGUAAUAGAAAACCUGUCAUGAGAUUUUGCAUCUUGCACACUGUGUGCCUUGAUUGUUUCUGACACAUUCAUCCACAUCACUUAAUUUUGCCUUGGCAGACACUUUGAGUCAGUGUAAGCAGUUAAACAUGUUAUAAACUGCGCAUAGUUUCCUCCUGAUAACACCCCAGUUAUUGCCCCCCCCCCCUGCUGUGAAGUUGCACUUUUAUUUUGUGUUUUAUUUAUUGAUGUUGUGCAGAUGCAUUUCAUUACAGUGACUGCCAAGUGAA